Gregarina niphandrodes is the source of this 1068-nucleotide messenger RNA. Its product is annotated as putative transcription elongation factor. Gene Ontology annotation, biological process: DNA-templated transcription. Lineage: Eukaryota; Apicomplexa; Conoidasida; Eugregarinorida; Gregarinidae. The record is from RefSeq and is a predicted model, not a curated record. Gene Ontology annotation, cellular component: nucleus. Gene Ontology annotation, molecular function: zinc ion binding; nucleic acid binding. The transcript is spliced from 2 exons. The coding region runs from base 1 to 1068 and encodes 355 amino acids.
AUGCCAUUAGCAGAGGAGGAAGUGAAGAGUGUGAGUAUCGCUGAAGGGGAGACAGGGUCAAAGCCGGAGGCUCCCUUUGAGACUAAGUCGGUGGUGGCCGUUGGUGAACAGGAGGACGACGGUUGCCAAACGAUAGAGGAAAUUAUAGAAGAAGCAAAAGGUGUGCUCCAGGCUGAGCCGCUGGAGACGGCCCUGGCUGCCGAUAUGUUGUUAAUGUUAGAUGAAAAGGUGUCCCCGAGCAUUACCAAGGAACUCUUGAGUUCAACUAAGAUAGGUCAAAUAGUUAACAAGUUAAAGUCAGCUGAGUCGCCUGAUGUAUCUACGCGCGCAAAGAUGAUAAUUGAAAAGUGGAAAAUGAUCAUCAAAGCGCCCUCAACCACCAGUGCUGGUGAGGGGCAGACAGCUGCUGAACAGCAGACUGCCCAGCAGUCUGAAUCGAGUGCAAGGAAAAGACCUCUGCCUCAGGCUUCGGCGGCGGCCGACAGCUUUGAACCUGCUGUGCACCCUCUUACGCACGACUCAGUCUAUGAAGGGAAGAUGACAAAGCAGGAUAAGAGGAACCGGUUUAGGUCAAUUCUAUUCAAAUCGUUCGUGGAAGGCUUCGCACAAGACCAAAUACACAUGGUGGAUAAGGUACAACUAGAUAAUCUUAUUGCGGAAGUGGAAACAGCUCUUUGGGAUUACCACGUCACCAAAAAGAAUAACCAAAAUGAUUACACUUCACAAUUACGGUCGAUCAAGUCCAACUUGGCUGACAAGAAGAAUCCGGAGUUCAAUAGUGCGUUGUACAUGGGGGGAAUUAGUGUAGAGGAUUUGCCUACAAUGUCUAGUGUCGAAAUGGCAAGUGAUGCGAAGAAGCAAGAACGAAAAAAAGCCCAAAAAGACGCGCUCGAAGCGUGUCAGUCCGAUUGGGAUUUGCGAAAUGUGAAGCGGGCCAAAGGUCAGUUCCCCUGCGGCAAGUGCAAAUCCGAUAAUACAACAUAUGUCCAGAUGCAGACACGAUCGUCUGAUGAGCCCAUGACCACCUACGUGAGUUGCCAAAAUUGUGGCAACAGGUGGAAAUUCUAA